AUGAGGAUUGAAAACUGCACUGUGUUUACUGACUUUAUCUUCUUAGGACUCUCUGGCAAGCAAGAUGUGCAGCUGGGGCUCUUUGUUCUCUUCCUCCUUGUUUAUGGAAUAACUGUGACUGCCAAUCUAGGGAUGAUAUUGCUGAUCAAGAUGGACUCCAGACUUCACACGCCCAUGUAUUAUUUCCUGAGCAGUCUGUCUUUCUGUGAUGUCUGCUACUCCUCCACUGUCUCUCCCAAGAUGCUGGCUGAUUUCUUAUUGGAGCAAAAGAGGAUUCCAUAUAAUUUAUGUGCCAUUCAGAUGUAUUUUUUUGGGGCUUUUGCAGACAUGGAAUGUCUCAUGUUGGCUGUCAUGGCCUAUGAUCGUUACGUAGCAAUUUGCAAUCCGCUUCUUUAUACAAUUGCCAUGUCUGGGAGAAUCUGUAUGCAGCUAGUGGCUGCUGCCUUCAUUGUAGGCUUGGUGGAUUCAGCAAUCCAUACUAGCUGCACAUUUCGAUUGUCCUUCUGCAAUUCAAAUGUCAUCAAUCACUUUUUCUGUGACAUUCCACCCUUGCUAGCCCUCUCAGGCUCAGAUACAUCCAUCAAUGAGAUAGUGAUGUUCACUUUCAUUGGUUGUGUGGUGGGCUGCAGCAUCGUCACUGUCCUACUCUCCUAUAGUUGUAUCAUAGCGACCAUCCUUAGGAUGAAGUCAGCCGAAGGCAGGCACAAAGCCUUCUCUACAUGUGCCUCCCAUUUAACGGCUGUAGCUGUAUUUCAUGGAACUCUCCUAUUCAUGUAUUUCCGACCCAGCUCAAGUUACUCAAUGGACACAGACAAAAUGGCCUCUGUUUUCUACACCGUUGUCAUCCCUAUGUUAAACCCACUGAUCUAUAGCUUAAGGAACAAGGAUGUGAAAGCUGCCCUGAAGAAAGCGAUCAGCACUACACUCUCUUCUGGAUGA
Messenger RNA from Lepus europaeus (European hare), 939 nucleotides. Its product is annotated as olfactory receptor 5AP2-like. Bases 1 to 939 code for a protein of 312 amino acids. Gene Ontology annotation, cellular component: membrane. The record is from RefSeq and is a predicted model, not a curated record. Gene Ontology annotation, molecular function: G protein-coupled receptor activity; olfactory receptor activity; odorant binding. The transcript has a single exon. Gene Ontology annotation, biological process: sensory perception of smell; G protein-coupled receptor signaling pathway. Lineage: Eukaryota; Metazoa; Chordata; Mammalia; Lagomorpha; Leporidae.